Molecule: messenger RNA, 2915 nt
Organism: Oryzias latipes (Japanese medaka)
Lineage: Eukaryota; Metazoa; Chordata; Actinopteri; Beloniformes; Adrianichthyidae
Source: RefSeq, a predicted model, not a curated record
AAAAGACCCAUUUUAAUUGUUUUCUUAUUAUUGUUUAACAUUUCCUUUUAUUGAAGAUGCCUUUAAUUUCAAAAGAAAUAUGUUGAAGAUGUAAAAGCAAAUGAUAAAAAACAGUGUAAAUGUUUGUGAAGUGUAUUUUGUUUGGAAGACUUUUAUUGUGAAGGUUCCACUUCCGCUUUUUCUGUGAAGCGUGUCAGUUCAACAGAAACAAAAAAACGGUUAACAGCUGAUGCUACGGCAACAAAGGAAACAGACAAAAAAGACGGACAGAUAACUGUGUAAAGCUGUAAUUUGUUUUUGGCAUCUAGCUGGAAGGCGAACAGCUCUUACGGUGUGACUAUGACUGUGGAGUAAAUAAAUGGGUUGGAAUACCCCAUCAUAGUCCAUCAGUUACUAUCAUUGAGUCCAUCGUCUGAAUCAAGUCCGGCUGGAAUGCUACAGUAAGAGCUGACACCUACAUCAUCCCACGGUCACGCUGCACCACGGAGUCAUGAGGACAAGCAAGGGGCUGUGCUGCUAAUCGUUUGGCGUUGAAGAUCACACUUCAUCAGGCAACUCAGCACCAUUCUACGGGUCCACAAGACAAUCAUCUCGCAGCUGACUUAACAGUUGAUGUGACGGUCAGACAAGGUAUGGAACAUUUUAUUGAACUUGAGAAAGAAAAGGCCAAGCUUCAUCAGGAAAAGUGACUGCUCCAAUCAGAACUGGUUAAAGAAGGAAACAACAUCAACUUUAAAGAACAUUUGUCUCACUAAAUGAACAACAAAGAUUACAUUUGAGCAACGGACUGUUAUUUAAUUUAUUUAAAAAAAAAAAAAAAUUGUUGUUGUUCAGUUUGAUGUGUGAACAGUUUAUAUCGUAUAUUGAUUUUGUUUAAAAAAAAAAAAAAAAACGACUUAUGUUCAAAGUCUGUGAUUUAAAAAGGCAGUUCAUGUUGACUGAAUUAUAUAUUUUACUGUGAGCUACAUUCAAGUUAUUUGUGUUAUCUAUGCAUAUAUUCUAAACAAUAACUUAUUUCCAUUUGGGUAGUCUAAGAGCAAUACUGAAACAACUUUUAUUUAGUAUAGUUUAAUAUGGAGGACACAGAAAAUCACAAUUUACAAAUAGAGUUACAGAAACAAAUAGAUAACCUACACUGCAAAAUUGAAAGGCUGAAAUUUGCUCUUGAAGACACCUCAGAGACAACUGAGAGAGAACAUUUAGAAAAGGAAAUUCAAAGCAAGGAAGAAAUAGUAAAUAGCGUACAAAGCUAACUUAAAGAAAGUGUCCGACGCUCAACCCGACAAAAGACCCUAACUCCAAAAAUGCUUGAACUGCAAAAGGAGGAGGCAAGAAAGAAGGAAAGAAAACUGAUUUCAUCAUACGAAAAAUGGAAGGCUCAAGCCCGCAGGUCAAGAGAGCAGCUGAAGCUGAACAUCAGUGAAAGUGAGCUGGCGGAUCUGAUGGAUUCUUUGGAAAGGGAAAAAGAAGACGUAUUAAACGCUUACAUCGAACUACGGAAAUCCAUCACACCAGCACCAGAACUAAGACGCCACGUUGAUAGUUGUGAAGCAGUUACAGCAGAUAUUUUGAAAGUCAGCUACGAGAGAAUGACAGGCAUCUACGGAGAUUAUGAUGCACAGCAAGUGCAACAACGUCUUAAGGAACUACUGAAAAGCAGAUAUGCACGUUCCAUAUAUGGAUCCACUGUCUCCAGAGUGACAAGGUCAGUUCACAGUCAAGAAGGGACCACCUUAAUGGUUAAACAGGUGGACGCUGCUGCAGAGCUCGCAGCAAGGGAAGCUGAGUUUGAAGUGCUCAUGGAGGAAGAGAAACAAAGAGAAAUAAUAGAAGAGCAACACAGACAAAUACAAGUAGAAAAGCGCAGACUAGAACGUAUCCAAGCAGAAAAGGAUCUGAAGGCUGCUCGAGCUAGGCUGCAUGUCUACAACCAAAGUGUUUCGCAGGAAGGUAGCAUACAUUCAUAUAACAAUUCUGAACGAAAUAAACACAGCCUCCCUGUCACUGGCAAUCAGAAUCCUGUUGUAAAUAUACCAUCACCUGAUAUGAAUGUAUUAUCCCUCGCACAAGCCUUACAGGACAGCAUGGCACUAAAUAGACUUCCAGUCCCAGAGCCAUCUGUUUUUAAUGGUGACCCUAUCAGGUUCAUUGAGUGGAAAACUUCAUUUAUGUCCCUCAUUGAUUCAAAGCCCAUCUCUUCAGCGGACAAGCUGUUUUAUCUAAGAAAGUAUGUUGGUGGCCCGGCCCGUAAAACACUAGAAGGAACUUUCUAUAGAAAUGACAACGAGGCUUACAGGGAUGCAUGGAACAAGCUGAAUGACAGAUAUGGACAACCCUUCACCACACAGAGAGCCUUCAGAGACAAGCUAGCAGAUUGGCCCAAAAUCCUACCACGAGAUGCAUUAGCCCUAAGAGAAUUUUCAGAUUUCUUAAACGCCUGUCAAGAUGCAAUGUCGCAUGUAAAGAGCCUCGAAAUUUUGAACGAUUGUGAAGAGAAUAGAAGGCUAAUUCAGAAACUACCAGAAUGGACAGCAACUCAGUGGAACAGGAAAGCCACAGAACACAUGAAAAGGACCAAAGAGUUUCCCAGCUUCAAAGAUUUUGCCGCAUUUGUUGCAAUGGAGGCAGAAAUUGCUUGCAAUCCGAUCACCUCAGCAUUUGCCCUCCACAGCACAGAAUCUAAUGCUGCAAAACAAAACAAAAGAGAAACUAAAACAAACAGGGCAAAUGUUAUGAGUAUUCAAUCUGAGGCUGACAUUGAAAGGCAGAGGACAGCUAAAGGAAAGGAAAAGGUUCCUUGUAGUUUCUGUCAAGAUCUACAGCACAGACUACAUGGAUGUCCCAAAUUCAUUGAAAAAACCCUGGAUGAGCGAAGAGGAUUCAUUAAAGAACAUAAACUCUGCUAUGGCUGGUAA